This is a messenger RNA of Phyllopteryx taeniolatus (common seadragon), 8520 nucleotides long. RefSeq names its product CCR4-NOT transcription complex, subunit 1 (gene cnot1). The transcript is spliced from 49 exons. NCBI's taxonomy places the organism in Eukaryota, Metazoa, Chordata, Actinopteri, Syngnathiformes, Syngnathidae. Gene Ontology annotation, molecular function: molecular adaptor activity. Gene Ontology annotation, cellular component: P-body; CCR4-NOT core complex. The record is from RefSeq and is a predicted model, not a curated record. Bases 503 to 7690 code for a protein of 2395 amino acids. Gene Ontology annotation, biological process: nuclear-transcribed mRNA catabolic process, deadenylation-dependent decay.
CGCGCAGCGCCAGUGACAGUCGCCAUUUUAUUUUGAAAAUCAAACUGCACUUGGAGGCACCGCGACCCUCUUCCAUUUCGCCCAAGUUUGGUUGGAGAGAACGAAGGAGGAAUGAGCCACUGAAUCACUCUCGUGGGAGUACGGUGAGAUUUGGAAUAUAUCCCAGCGGACAAGUACCUCUGUCGCUCUGGUUUACGUUCAUUUUAACGCGAACGGGAGCGAUUUGAAAUCAACAGGACGGCAAUUAGCCACCAGCGUCGGGGAUGGACUAUUUACUGGAAUGCAGCUGUCAUACAUUAUCAAAACGCUGAAUCUCAUUUUAAACUGAAAGACUACCUGGGACCUGGAGCCGCCGACAGAACAUCUUAUUUGGACGGCACCUUUUUUUCACACCUUUUUUUUUUUUGGGGGGGGGGGGAAGUAACCUAUCACUGAAGGGACAAAAGGGGAAUAAUGGUGAUUUUGCGCCGUGCUCGGCCGCCUGCUUCCGCCCCAACCAGCAAUGAAUCUUGACUCGCUCUCGCUGGCUUUGUCUCAAAUCAGCUAUCUGGUGGACAAUUUGACAAAGAAAAACUACAGAGCCAGCCAGCAAGAAAUACAACAUAUUGUAAAUCGUCACGGUCCUGAGGCAGACAGGCAUCUACUUCGCUGUCUUUUCUCACAUGUGGAUUUCAGUGGCGAUGGUAAAAGCAGCGGCAAGGAUUUUCACCAGACACAGUUUCUGAUCCAGGAGUGUGUGUCGCUCAUAUCAAAGCCCAACUUUAUUUCGACUCUGUGCUACGCCAUUGACAGUCCCCUGCACUACCAAAAGAGUUUGAAACCAUCUGUCCAUUUAUUCACUCAACUAAGUAAAGUUCUUAAGCUCAGCAAGGUCCAAGAGGUGAUAUUUGGGCUCGCGCUACUCAACUCCUGCAGCACAGAUCUUCGGUCAUUUGCUGCACAGUUCAUUAAGCAGAAGCUUCCCGACCUCCUGCGGUCAUACAUUGACGCAGAUCUCGGCGGAAACCAAGAAGGUGGUUUCCAAGACAUCGCUAUAGAGGUCUUACACCUACUACUAUCCCAUUUACUGUUUGGCCAGAAGGGAGCUAGUGGUGUCGGACAGGAGCAGAUUGACGCGUUCUUGAAGACACUGUGCCGAGAUUUCCCGCAGGAGCGCUGCCCUGUGGUGCUCGCACCACUGUUAUACCCUGAAAAACGGGACAUUCUCAUGGACAGGAUCCUGCCUGACUCGGGGGAGUUAGCCAAGACCAUAAUGGAGAGUUCUCUUGCGGAGUUCAUGCAGGAAGUAGGCUACGGCUUCUGUGCCAGUGUGGACGAGUGCAGAAACAUCAUCCACCAGUAUGGGGUGAGGGAGGUGACAGCCAGCCAGGUAGCCAGGGUCCUGGGCAUGAUGGCUCGUACACACUCUGGCCUAACUGAUGGUAUCCCCCUACAGUCCAUCUCUGCUCCUGGAAGUGGCAUCUGGAGUGAUGGAAAGGAUAAGAACGAUGGCUCACAGGCACACACGUGGAAUGUUGAGGUGCUUAUUGACGUAGUUAAAGAAGUGAAUCCAAACUUGAACUUCAAAGAGGUGACGUACGAACUGGAUCACGCAGGAUUCCUCAUCCGGGACAGUAAGGGCCUCCAUAUAGUGGUGUACGGCAUUCAGCGGGGUUUGGGCAUGGAGGUUUUUCCAGUUGAUCUCAUAUAUCGGCCAUGGAAACACGCAGAAGGACAGUUAUCAUUCAUUCAACACUCUCUAAUGAGCCCCGAAGUGUUCUGCUUUGCCGACUACCCUUGCCACACAGUGGCUAUCGACAUUCUUAAAGCGCCACCGGAGGAUGACAACAGGGAGAUUGCAACAUGGAAAAGUCUGGAUUUGGUGGAAAGCCUCCUUAGGCUAUCAGAGGUUGGCCAGUACGAGCAGGUGAAGCAACUCUUCAGCUUCCCCAUCAAGCACUGCCCGGAUAUGCUGGUUCUGGCAUUGCUGCAGAUCUCGACCUCCUGGCACACACUGCGCCAUGAGCUCAUCUCUACCCUAAUGCCCACCUUUCUGGGCAACCACCCGAACUCUGCUAUCAUCCUGCACUAUGCCUGGCAUGGACAGGGCCAGUCUCCUUCCAUCCGUCAGUUAAUUAUGCAUUCAAUGGCUGAGUGGUAUAUGAGAGGUGAGCAGUAUGACCAAGCCAAGUUGUCUCGUAUCCUGGAUGUGGCCCAAGACUUGAAGUCUCUCUCGAUGCUGCUGAAUGGUACUCCAUUUGCCUUUGUUAUUGACCUUGCUGCACUUGCCUCUCGCCGUGAAUACCUCAAACUUGAUAAAUGGUUGACUGACAAAAUUAGAGAGCACGGGGAACCUUUUAUCCAAGCUUGCGUCACAUUCCUGAAGAGGCGAUGCCCAUCCAUUAUGGGGGGUCUGGCCCUAGACAAGGACCAGCCUAAAAGCUCUCAGUUGCCUCCAGAGACCUUAGCCACCAUGCUGGCCUGUCUUCAGUCUUGCGCUGGGAGUGUUUCGCAAGAGCUGUCCGAGACUAUCCUGACCAUGGUUGCAAACUGCAGCAAUGUUAUGAACAAAGCCCGGCAGCCACCACCUGGAGUCAUGCCUAAAGGUCGGGCCCCGAGCACCAGCAGCCUGGAUGCCAUUUCCCCUGUUCAGAUGGACCCUCUCACAGGCAUGGGCUCCUUGAACCUGGGUGGCACGGCCACCUCCCACACUCAGAGCAUGCAGGGUUUCCCCACCUCCCUUAGUUCAGCGUUCAGUAAUCCCCAAUCGCCAGCAAAGGCAUUUCCACCACUCUCAAACACCAAUCCAAGCACACCAUUUGGGGGUAUUGGCAGCUUGUCCUCGCAGCUCCCUGGUAUGGACUCUGGUCCCUUGGGCUCGGGCAUCGGCACCGGUAUUGGUUCUAGUCUUGGAAUGCCAGCAGUAAGCACUGAUCCAUUUGGCACCAGGAAAAUGAGCACACCAAGCCUGAACCCACCUACCUUCCAGCAGAGUAAGAUGAAGGCCUCUGACCUUUCUCAGGUUUGGCCUGAGGCAAACCAGCACUUUAGCAAGGAGAUAGAUGAUGAAGCCAACAGUUACUUCCAGCGCAUCUACAACCACCCACCUCACCCGACUAUGUCUGUGGACGAAGUUCUAGAGAUGCUACAGCGGUUCAAAGAUUCCACCAUCAAACGGGAGCGAGAAGUGUUCAAUUGUAUGCUUCGAAACUUGUUUGAGGAGUACCGCUUCUUCCCCCAAUAUCCGGACAAGGAGCUCCACAUCACGGCCUGCCUGUUUGGUGGCAUCAUUGAGAAAGGUCUUGUCACCUACAUGGCCCUUGGCCUGGCACUCCGAUACGUGCUUGAAGCCUUAAGAAAACCAUACGGAUCUAAAAUGUAUUACUUUGGAAUCGCAGCCCUAGACCGGUUCAAAAACAGAUUGAAGGACUACCCCCAGUAUUGUCAACAUCUUGCAUCAAUUGCACAUUUUUUGCAAUUUCCCCACCAUUUACAAGAGUGUGUGCAGUAUAUUGAGUAUGGCCAACAGUCACGGGACCCCCCGGUGAAGAUGCAAGGCUCCAUCACCACCCCAGGCAGUCUGGCGCUGGCACAGGUUCAAGCCCAAGCUCAAUCACAGCAACCCGGUGUCCCAAAAGCACCGCAACCAGGACAAACGAGCACCCUAGUCACAACCACUACGACCACUACCACCGCUGCUAAGACCACUACCAUCACAAGGCCAACACCCAGCAGCUUCAAGAAGGAUGUGCCUCCCUCCAUAAACACUACAAAUAUUGACACUCUACUGGUGGCUACUGACCAAACAGAAAGGAUUGUAGAACCUCCAGAGAAUGUUCAAGAGAAGAUUGCGUUCAUCUUCAAUAACCUUUCUCAGUCAAACAUGACACAAAAGGUAGAGGAGUUGAAAGAGACCGUGAAGGAAGAGUUCAUGCCAUGGGUGUCUCAGUAUCUGGUGAUGAAGCGUGUCAGCAUUGAGCCUAAUUUUCACAGUCUUUACUCCAACUUUCUGGACACACUGAAGAAUCCUGAGUUUGUCAAAAUGGUCCUCACGGAGACGUACAGAAACAUCAAGGUUUUGUUGACAUCUGACAAGGCUGCUGCCAAUUUCUCUGAUCGCUCAUUGCUGAAGAACCUGGGCCACUGGCUGGGCAUGAUUACACUGGCCAAAAACAAGCCUAUUCUCUAUACAGAUCUGGAAAUUAAGUCUCUGCUACUGGAAGCCUAUGUGAAAGGCCAGCAGGAGCUCCUUUACGUAGUUCCCUUUGUGGCCAAAGUUUUGGAGUCCAGUCUGCGAAGCAUUGUUUUCAGGCCCCAGAACCCUUGGACCAUGGCCAUCAUGAAUGUUCUCGCUGAGCUACAUCAAGAACAUGACCUCAAGCUUAACCUAAAAUUUGAGAUUGAAGUUCUUUGUAAGAACUUGUCUCUGGACAUCAAUGACCUGAAGCCAGGGAACCUGUUGAAGGACAAGGACAAGCUUAAGAGUCUUGAGGAGCAGCUGUCUGCACCAAAGAAAGAAGCAAAGCCUCCAGAUGAGAUGCUCCCAGUUUCUACAUCAGGAGACUUUGUUCCGUUUUCAGCACCACCCUCCACACCAGCUGCCACCACCACCCCUUGCACAACCACGGGGCCCCCCACCCCACAAUUCAGUUAUCACGACAUUAAUGUGUACGCCUUGGCAGGCCUGGCACCACACAUUAAUAUAAAUGCCAACAUCCCUCUUCUACAAGCCCAUCCUCAGUUGAAGCAGUGUGUGAGGCAAUCAGUUGAGCGCGCCGUCCAGGAGCUGGUGCAUCCCGUGGUUGACCGCUCUAUCAAAAUCGCUAUGACGACAUGUGAGCAAAUCAUCCGGAAGGACUUCGCUCUGGAUUCAGAGGAGUCCCGCAUGCGUGUGGCGGCACACCACAUGAUGAGGAACCUGACUGCCGGCAUGGCCAUGAUCACCUGUCGAGAGCCCCUACUCGUCAGCAUUGCCGCUAAUCUCAAGAACAGUUUUGCGGCUGCGCUAAGGGCGGCAACUCCCCAACAGAGGGAAAUGAUGGAGGAGGCUGCAGCGAGGGUUGCUCAGGAGAACUGUGAACUGGCAUGUUGCUUUAUUCAGAAGACCGCUGUGGAGAAGGCUGGCCCUGAAAUGGACAAGAGGCUUGCCACGGAAUUUGAACUCAGGAAGCAUGCACGCCAAGAAGGGCGCCGUUACUGUGAUCCAGUUGUUUUGACUUACCAGGCUGAACGUAUGCCUGAGCAGAUAAGACUAAAGGUGGGAGGAGUCGACCCAAAGCAGCUUGCUGUGUAUGAGGAGUUUGCAAGGAAUGUUCCCGGUUUCUUACCCAGUAAUGAUCUUUCUCAACCAACGGGGUUCCUGGCUCAGCCAAUGAAGCAACAAGCGUGGGCCACGGAUGAUGUUGCACAAAUCUAUGACAAGUGCAUGGCAGACUUGGAGCAGCAUCUUCACGCCAUCCCUCAGGCGCUUUCCAUGAACCCCCUGACCCAAGCCCUGCGCAGCCUGCUCGAGGCUGUGGCCUUGGCAAGAAACUCCAGGGAUGGUAUUGCAGCUCUUGGACUGCUGCAGAAGGCUGUGGAAGGCCUUCUGGAUGCCACAAGCGGGGCUGAUAAUGACUUGCUUCUCCGUUAUCGGGAGUGCCACCUGCUGGUUCUGAAAGCCCUCCAGGAUGGGCGCGCAUACGGACCACAGUGGUGCAACAAACAAAUCACCAGGUGUCUGAUUGAAUGCCGGGAUGAGUACAAGUACAAUGUCGAGGCGGUGGAGCUUUUGAUCCGAAAUCAUCUUGUGAAUAUGCAGCAGUACGAUCUGCACCUAGCCCAGUCAAUGGAAAAUGGACUCCACUACAUGGCGGUGGCAUUUGCCAUGCAGUUAGUGAAGCUCCUGCUGGUGGAUGAGCGCAGUGUGAGCCAUGUCACUGAAGCGGAUCUCUUCCACACCAUUGAGACUUUAAUGAGGACCUGUGCGCACUCUCGAGCAAAUGCGCCAGAAGGUCUUCCCCAGCUGAUGGAUGUUGUUCGCUCCAACUACGAGGCCAUGAUUGACCGGGCCCACGGUGGUCCAAACUUCAUGAUGCACUCUGGGAUUUCCCAGGCUUCGGAGUACGAUGAUCCCCCCGGCCUGAGGGAGAAGGCGGAGUAUCUUCUGAGGGAAUGGGUCAACCUGUACCACUCGGCUGCUGCUGGCCGGGACAGCACCAAAGCAUUCUCUGCCUUUGUUGGCCAGAUGCACCAGCAGGGUAUCCUGAAGACGGACGACCUGAUCACGCGCUUCUUCCGGCUUUGCACCGAGAUGUGUGUGGAGAUCAGUUACCGCGCACAGGCUGAACAACAGCACAACCCAGCAGCCAGCGCAGCAAUCAUCAGAGCAAAGUGCUACCACAAUCUGGACGCCUUUGUUCGACUCAUAGCUCUCCUCGUCAAACACUCUGGAGAGGCCUCCAACACCGUGACCAAGAUCAACCUCCUCAACAAGGUGCUGGGAAUCGUUGUUGGGGUUUUGAUCCAGGACCAUGAUGUCCGUCAGACGGAAUUCCAGCAGCUGCCCUACCACCGCAUUUUCAUCAUGCUACUGUUGGAGCUCAAUGCUCCCGAGCACGUUCUGGAGACCAUCAACUUCCAGACGCUCACCGCCUUCUGCAACACCUUUCACAUACUGAGACCCACCAAAGCACCCGGUUUUGUGUACGCUUGGCUUGAACUGAUCUCCCAUCGCAUCUUCAUCGCCCGCAUGCUUGCGCACACGCCACAGCAGAAGGGUUGGCCCAUGUAUGCACAGUUGCUCAUUGAUCUGUUCAAGUACCUGGCACCUUUCUUGCGGAAUGUAGAGCUCAACAAACCUAUGCAAAUCCUCUACAAGGGCACACUGAGAGUACUGCUGGUCCUGUUGCAUGACUUCCCAGAGUUCUUGUGUGAUUACCAUUAUGGGUUCUGUGACGUGAUCCCACCCAACUGCAUUCAGCUACGCAACCUCAUCCUGAGUGCCUUUCCACGCAACAUGAGGCUCCCUGACCCUUUCACACCCAAUCUCAAGGUGGACAUGCUGAGUGAGAUCAACAUCGCUCCUCGCAUCCUCACCAACUUCACAGCUGUCAUGCCUUCCCAGUUCAAGAAGGAUUUGGACUCCUAUCUCAAAACACGUUCUCCGGUCACUUUCCUCUCAGAGCUGCGCAGCAAUCUACAAGUUUCAAAUGAGCCAGGAAACCGCUACAAUAUCCAGCUGAUCAACGCCUUAGUGUUGUAUGUGGGCACGCAGGCCAUCGCGCACAUCCACAACAAGGGCAGCACGCCCUCCAUGAGCACCAUCACCCACUCUGCACACAUGGACAUCUUCCAGAACCUGGCUGUGGAUCUGGACACAGAGGGACGUUACCUGUUCUUGAACGCCAUCGCCAAUCAGCUGCGCUACCCGAACAGCCACACGCAUUAUUUCAGCUGCACCAUGCUCUAUCUGUUUGCUGAGGCAAACACAGAGGCCAUCCAGGAGCAGAUCACCAGGGUCCUGUUGGAGAGGCUGAUCGUGAACCGGCCUCACCCAUGGGGUCUCCUCAUCACCUUCAUCGAGCUCAUCAAGAAUCCGGCCUUCAAGUUCUGGAGCCAUGACUUCGUGCACUGUGCCCCCGAGAUUGAAAAGUUGUUCCAGUCAGUGGCUCAGUGCUGCAUGGGCCAGAAGCAGGCCCAGCAGGUGAUGGAAGGAACCGGUGCCAGCUAGCCUGGCUCUCAUUCAGCUUGUAGCCCUCGGGAGAGACGACGCGCGCACACACACAAACACCUCCCCCUUCACUGUUGGCAGCACUGGAUAAACUGGCAACCACAGUCUUUAAGAAAUGUGGAUUUAAGGACUACUUCUCCAGGUUUUUAAGAUUUACAUUUUCUUUUGUUGAUCCCUUUUGGAGCAAAGUCUAGAAGGAAACAAUGGAUGUGAGGAAUGCUGUUUAAAUACUGUUUUGAUGCUUUGAUGUAAAUAAUGGGGGGGAAAGGGAGAUUCGAUAAGAGUGGGGAAUGUCGAAAAAAUUGUACACUGACAUGUAAAAAAAAAAAAAAAAAAAAAAAAUCUGAACAUAUUUCACUCUUACCAAAGUUUUUGGUUUGCUUCCCUCAAAUCUUUUUUGCCCCUCACUUUGUUUGCUCUCAGAAGCUGAAAGCUAAAAAUGAUUGAAGAUAUUUUUUAUUUUAUUUUUUUUCUCCCUCUGUGUCCUUAAGUGGACCCGAAGAUGUAGUUUAGUCUCCAGGGGGGCUGUCGUGUUUGUGGUGUGUCGGGUGGAGAUGGUUUACUGAUGGGUGGUGCUGACACAUCUCUCUCCCUGGCACUUGUAAAAUUGUUCAAAGUUAAAAUGGUUGACCUUGUAUCUUGACAAUUUGUACAAAGAUUCAAAUUGAAGAACAACAGAAGGACCAAUACAACGCAUUUUGUAACAUUUUGAAUGUUUUGUAAAUGUAUUGGUCCAUGUGUAUUUUGUAGUCCUUUCUAGUUUGCCUUUAGUUCUUGCUACUUAAUUGCAGUCUGCGUACAUACAAUUAAUAAAGCAUUCAAACUGCAAA